CGGAUUCAGUCAGUUCGCCGUCACUCGGUACGACGGCAGCUCGCGUGGCUAAUAAAUAUUCCGUGUGCCCUGUCUUCUCGUGUUCUCGCUACAAGACUGAAAGAAGCGCGAACCACUCGCGAUAACGUGAGGAUCUGGUUGAGGGGUGGCUGGUUUAGGUCAGGCGAUAUACAUAAAGUAUAUUCGGGCAUUCAGCCGAAUGCCGAAUUGUAAUUAAUACGAUUGGUCAAGAGAAAUAAUUAAAGAAGUUGAACAUGAUAGAAUUCAUUGUGAAAGAGAAUUAAAGGGAUUGAAUUGAUUUAAUUUGCCUUGUUUUUUUUAUUAUUUUGAGAUUUUCGAGCAUUAUUGACGGGCGUUAUUCUCUAGUGUCAAAAUUUGAUAUAAUUUGGCUCUCGGCUAUUAACAUUGCGAACAUCCACACAUUCCUCACGCGAAUAUGUUGAAAAAUAAUAUCAGGACGUGCGAAGUCGUUCAUAUCCGAGGAUUAAUCGAUCGCGAUACGUGUGUCCGAUUCGUUAUCGCGGUCUGUCUGACGAAUUUUAUCUGGCGUGAGAAAAGUUUCUGCUCCGCGAAAGUACGUCACCACAUGUGAGGGAACUUUUGUCGAUUUUGAUACGAGACAUGAUUGUGCUGAAGCAAAAAGCUCCUCUACACUACGGUCUGCCGCCGCCGUCGCCACCCCAGCCACCCUCGCCCUGGUCCAGCAUCCUCCGGGGCGACGAUCGGCGACCUCGUCGUCGUGGACGAAGAGUCGCGUGUGGCGAACGCGUCACGCAAUUGCGAGACAAAGUUACAGCAAAAGAUUCGGGAGCAGGAGCACCAGCUGACGACGAGACUGACACUGCGAGAAGCUGUAAGAGUCUGAGCGAAUGUUACUUCGCGGGCAAGGGCGCAGCCCUGGUGUUACCGCCGAACGAAAGAGCUCGCCCCUCGAGGCGGGUCUCGGCGGCAGGAUGCGAUAUCCAGCAACACUUACAGUCUAUGUUCUACCUGUUGAGGCCCGAGGAGACUUUGAAGAUGGCCGUGAAACUGGAGUCGGUGCAUCCAGGAAGGACGCGAUAUCUCGUCGUAGUUUCCUGCACGGGAAGGCAGGACGCCGAGGAAAGUUGCCUCCUCGGUAUCGAUUGUCACGCCAGGGCGACCGUCGGUCUCGUGCUCCGAGUUUUGGCCGACACCGCUAUCACUCUCGACGGCGAUGGGGGUUUCAAGGUCAGCGUUUGCGGCCGUCAACACAUCUUCAAGCCAGUGUCCGUUCAAGCCAUGUGGUCGGCCUUGCAGACGUUGCACAAGGUGUCCGGUAAGGCACGCGAGCAAAACUAUUUUCUAGGUGGACUGUCGCAUGACUGGGUCAGCUACUAUGAGCAACGGAUCGAAAGCGAUCGGUCGUGCCUCAACGAGUGGCAUGCCAUGGACAAUCUGGAGUCCAAGAGACCGCCGUCACCGGACAGCGUACGCACCAAGCCCAGGGAGAGAGAAGAGACCGAGCGCGUGAUUCGAUCGACGUUGAAGGAGAUCAUGAUGUCAGUUGACCUUGAUGAAGUUACUUCCAAGUAUAUUAGAGGUCGCCUUGAGGAAGAUCUCGACAUGGAUCUCGGGGAAUUCAAACCGUUCAUCGACCAAGAGAUGCUCACCAUACUGGGGCAAAUGGAUGCGCCAACCGAGAUAUUCGAUCAUGUUUAUCUCGGGAGCGAGUGGAACGCCAGCAAUUUAGAGGAACUCCAGAAAAAUGGUGUAAGGCACAUCCUGAAUGUCACUCGGGAAAUUGAUAACUUCUUUCCGGGCAUGUUCACGUAUUUGAACGUACGUGUAUACGACGAUGAGAAGACGGACUUGCUGAAGCACUGGGAUAACACAUUCAAGUAUAUCACUAAGGCCAAAAUGGAGGGCUCUAAGGUGUUGGUGCACUGCAAGAUGGGAGUGUCCCGUUCUGCCUCCGUGGUGAUAGCUUACGCGAUGAAGGCUUAUAACUGGGAUUUUUCUCAGGCGUGGAAACACGUCAAGGAAAAGCGCAAUUGCAUCAAACCUAACAACAGCUUCCUCCUACAACUGGAAACGUACCAGGGUAUUCUGGACGCGAUGAAGAACAAGGAGAAGCUCCAGAGAUCUAAGUCUGACACGAAUCUGAAAUCUCCCACGUCCGCGAAGGAUCAAUCAAAAAAGGAAGAGAAAUCAGAUAAUAUAGAAAACAAUAUGCGGGAGGUUUCAGGUUCGGAGUUGAAGAAAACUAGCCAAAGACCAAAGAGUUGGUCGCCGAAUGUCAAAGUCGCUGAGAAUAUGUUACCUUCCGUUCCUUUGUCGCAGUCGUUGGAAAGUAUCGAUAAAGCAGGAAAUACGGAAGUCACACGGGAGGACCUUCUUCGUGGCUCGAAUCAAAAACCGGCAAUAGAACAGGAGGCUCGCAAUGUUCUAAUGCCCUGCGACAAUGGGCAAUCUUAUAGCGUGUCGCAGAACAAAAUAAUGCACCUACCCGCCGCAACCCCUGGCACACCUAGCGUAAAGAAUAGGAUUAGUAAGUUAGAAACUCAGGGACAGAAGAGGAAGGGUCUGGUACUCAAUUUAACCAAUCAGUUUGAAGCGGCCAGCAGUAAACCAUCAUCGCCGGGAUCCGAUACGGACGCGAGAUCUCUGUCUCAGAAUUCGAUUGCGGAGGAUAAUGCGAAGCCGAUCGAGAACGGUCACUCGCAUUGCGAGCAGUCGCAAGAAGCGCGAGAUACCGCAGCUUCCGCCUCGAGCGUUCCUUCCGGGAAGGAAAUUUGGGAUCCCGGUGAGGAACAGAGGGAAAGGAGAAAGGAGAUGAGCCAGGAGUCCACCGAGAUCAACGAUAAUAGUGAAUGUCUAGUCUGGACUGCGUCCGCGGAUGCAACGUGUGCUGAUUUGUGUGAUGACAAUAAAACUAACAGAAGCGUGAGUGUGGAGAAUGAGUGUAUCGCGAGUGUGACGGCGGAUACGACGAUUACAACGUCGAUCACGACGACGACGACGACGACGACGAUGGCGUCGUCAUCGACGUGUCACGAUGUUCUAGGAAAGAAAGUGAAGAAGGACGGCGAUCCGUUCAGUGCCCAGGUGGACCGAGUGUUCGAUCGCGAGGAAAGACGGGGUGAGCCUGUCACAAGAGAAUCUCCGAGUCGGCAGAGUUCCUGGAGUAGUUACGACAGUGCGGUGGUCCUCGACAACAAUUCGGUGCACAGCUCGUGGGCCACCUUGCCGUCGAGGAACAGUUCCUGGGGCUCUUACGAUAUGCGGCCGUCCGAUCUGCUCGGUUCCAGCGGUCUGUUCCCGUACGACAAGGAGGAGAUACCGUGGCAUCCGGGCACGGUGAAGCGCACUAAACAGAAACUUGAGGAGGUCACAACCGCGGGCGAGGUGAAGCGUGUGUGCACGCAGAGCUCGACGACCGCGGACGAUAAGAGCGACAGGCUGGCUACCGAGGUAGACGCGGCUGCGGUCGAGACGUAUAAUCCGAUGCUGUUGCAUCACAUGCCGUCGCCGACGCCGCGAAGAAGGGACUCGUCGCCCACUCAGGAACAUAAUCUUAAAGUAGAAACAAAUAGGGACUCGCCGAGUCCGGUAGGCAGCAUCGACAUCUCCCUUAUGUCCAUGCGCCAGAUCGGACGACUAUCCACGAGCGCCCCCGCGCCGUCCUCCUUGUCCUCCGAGUCCGAUCUGCCGCUGUCUCUGAGGUCCUGCAGAUCGGAAAGCGAGACGUCCAGUCCGUGCGUCGUCAAUACUACUCAGUGCCCUUCCGUGAAACACCACAAAAUGGUUUUGGAAAAUCUCUGCAACAAAUCCGUGUUCAGCAAGCGCUGUCUCUCCGUAGAUGACUCGCCGGAAGCAGAAUGUCCGCGUAGCACGUCCGGUAUAGUCAAGAAUCUGAAGAAGGAGUUCGAGGCGAAGUCGACGAAGCUGGAGAGGAGUCCCGAGAAUGCGUGCGAGGGCGAGAAUGCGUCGCUGACCGCGCGGCCGAAGAGGGACGUGAAGAUCAGGAGUCUGCCCUCGUCGCCGGUGAUCCCGCACAACGAGUCCAAGAUCCAGUCGUCGUCCAGCGUUGGCGAAACCAAAGACAGCAAGCACGGCAGGAGGAGCGAGACAACGCCACCGUCGUCGCAGGACAACGCGGAGGAUCUCUCUGUUAGGGUGUUGGUAGGGAAGUACGAGGUCGCCAGGCCGGAGUCCAGGAAGAGCUCGGACGUGCAGUUGCGUGCGCACAAAGACAAGGAUUGGGACGCCAUGGAGGUGCAUCCGCCGGCGAAGUCGAAGAUCGCGCCAGAGUUCUCGAGACGAUCGGCGCCGAUCAUGAUCAACAAUCACCCGGCGCCGUUGUUCAACGAGGCGCCCGAGGCCCCCGGCAGGCCGCCGGCGGUACCCUCACCUAGCGUGGUGAUGGCCAGCGUGGUGGCGAAGGCAGCUAGUAAGAAGCAACAGCAGCACGGCAGGACCCAUCCCCUCGCUAGGCUGCAGGUCAGGCCUAGGCACAGCAGUCCCGUCUACAACACUAUGUAACGCGGCGGCGACGCUCCUUCGUUCUCGUUCGCGGAUUCUUAAGCGCAAACGCGAGCGCGGCGCAUCCAAUCCGGACGAGAGUACUCGCGCGAUCACGUGAGUACGUCGCCGUGACGAUGAAAUCGUGUGAUCUCUUUAGGUUGGCGAUGAAGAUUGGAUUUUCGGAGCCAAGACGGUCGCGCCUGUUGUUCUAAGAGUAGAAACCUUUUUCUCCGUCGUUCUCGUUCUCUUUGUCAUUAUCGCUGCAAUCGCUCGUACAACCAUCGUCCUGUUCGUCGAGAGGAACGAUCUUGUCACUUCGAUAAUGUAUCUUAUUAUUUAUAAGACGAUAAUCUCGCGUAAACGUUAUCGGAUCUUUUUACCGCGGAAACAACAACAGGCGCUUUAUGUUCCUUCUCGUCAACGUGUAUCUUGGCUUGACGUUAGUUCAAUUAUUUUAAGCUGGAAAUGCAACAAUCACGAGGCUGCGCGUCGAGAAGGGGGUCAACGUAAAUUCAGGAAGGGAUAGCUGGCGUCGUUAUCCUACGUCACUUCGUCGUAAGUUAGUGGGCUCGGAAUCAAACGUGCGUUAAGUAUGGAAAAGUGAUACGAUAUGUCGCGCGGGUGACUUAACGCGAAGAGCAAAAAGGAGGAAAAAGAAAAAGAAAAGGAACCGAGUGCUCAGUCAGGCUGUGAAUGUAAGGUCUGAGCCUCGGACGCACGCUGACCUUUCUUCUGCUUCGCUUUCUUGAUCUUUUCUUAUUUUUUUUUUCGUCGAAUACGAUAUUACCGCGUGAGACGAUAAAUCUCCGAUCUUCGAAGCGACUUUGUCGAUUUUGUCGUAACGUGUAACGGGAAAAAAAAAGUUAUUAUGUGACGAGACCUCGAGAUAAUGUAAUGUUAAGCCACACUAUGAGUAAUUUAUAGAUGAUAAUGUGAUGUAGAAUGAUGUACAGUGUGCGAGAACACGAUGUAGCGAAGUGUGUUUUCUGUUGAGCGACUGUUUUUUCGGAAGCGUGAGUGCGUACGGAAAAAGGGGGUACCGAAAUUCACGAGCUUCUAAUUCGUUUCCGAAACCCCGAAAGUGAUUCUUCCCGAUCUUUUUCGUCAACGGCCAUAUUUUGCAUGAAGCGUGAAAGUUAAUGCAAAAUUAGUCAGUCGAGAGUAGUAACGUUGUAACAGAUGUUGGAUUAGAUUUCUCUUAAAUUGUAAGAUAAUAAUUUAGUGUUGUACGUUGUACUGUCUCUUACCCAGGAAUGUGUGAUAGAUGCCGCAACAGCAAUUUCAAUUUUAAUGAAUCAGAUCUUAUUAGAUUUCAUCGAGCUUGAGACCUGCGCCGCCUCACAUUUAGGAUAUACGGAUUGCAUCUCUGUUUGUGAUCCAGGAGAGCCUGUUUAGGCUGAAACGAAACCGUUGUUCUCGCGAAUUAGGUACCUCUCUUACUCAUUAUUGUUAACUUGCUCUUUGUACUCCUACUACUAUAGAUUGUCUUUAUCUCGAUUAAUUCAGAUCGGUUGAUCGUGUAACGCUUUUCAACGGCUGACGAUGCAGCGAUGAUAGUGCAUCAGGAGGUCCCACUAUUGACUCCCACGAGUUGAGAGGAUAUGAUGAAAUAGCAAGGAAUGGAUAUGUUGAUCCUCACGGGUGCAUGCAUGUACUGUAAACUUCUCCAUCGAUCGACCUGGAGCACAUUGUAUCUAAGUGUCAAUAUUUUUUUAAACACAUAUCACCGACUCAUCGUUAAUUUUGUAAACCGCGUCGCGGGAUUUAGUUAGACGGGUAAAAAAAAAUGAAGGAAAACCCAAUUCACCGCGCAAAUUGACGACCAAUUUUAUACUCUGAUGUACUCUGACGAAUGCGACCGCUGCUAAGAGGCGCUUCGCGAGCGCGUCGCAAUUAUCGUGUAUAAAUAUAUUUUAUUACAAACACGUUUCUCAAACCAAAAUUAGGUCGUUGAUCGUUUAGAUUGUAGAUACGGGCGAAAGUUGUCCUGGAACAGUAGUAGUUUCCCGAAUAGUCAGUUGGAUCGCACCUAGAGAUUAACUAUUAUCUACUUAUACGAUUAAGUACAAUUGGAUGCGAUUUUAGGAGGAGGAGGAUCUGUUUUUUCUUUCUCUACGAUGUCUCGCAGCCGGAGGUGACUCGUCCCCCUCUUUUUAAGCGCGGGAGUUGCCACGAAGCGAAGUUUCGAAGUCUCGAAUGUUGCCCAGCGUAAUCGUCGAGUUCGGAGUAUAUACUUGAGUGCACGAGAUAUUCAGUGAUUCCCCUGCGGAAUCCGACGUGUGGAUCGGAUGUCCGAUCACCGCCGCAAAAGUAUUACGAAACAGGACGUGUCGUCUACGGCGCGAGUACUGAAGAAAAGAAAAAGAGAAAAAAAAAUAUGCGAUGCGCUUUCUGCUCUCUCACCGUGUUUGUGCGCGAGCAAUCUUUUUCUACACCGUGUCGCUUGUCAACCGAUGGAUUUGCUCGUGUCAAGUAAGUUUGUAUUGUCACAAAUCGAUGUGCUCAGUUUUAGUGAUUGUCCCCUGACCCCCUGUCAUGCCCUCCUUCCCCCUCCCCAAUCCUUCGACCCGUUUCCAAUCCGCCCCCUCGUCUCUUAAGUCUUGCUUAAGUGUGUGCGUUCGCUCGAUACGAGAACUUGCUGUCAUAUGAGAAAUGAUGAUAAAAACCGUACGUUGUUCUGUAUAAAUUUUGUACUAUAGUUUGUAUUAAAUAAAAUACAUUGUUUAUUGCUUGA
Temnothorax curvispinosus is the source of this 7219-nucleotide messenger RNA. RefSeq names its product protein phosphatase Slingshot homolog 2 (gene ssh). Gene Ontology annotation, molecular function: protein tyrosine/serine/threonine phosphatase activity; actin binding. The transcript has 10 exons. NCBI's taxonomy places the organism in Eukaryota, Metazoa, Arthropoda, Insecta, Hymenoptera, Formicidae. The record is from RefSeq and is a predicted model, not a curated record. Gene Ontology annotation, biological process: negative regulation of actin filament polymerization; protein dephosphorylation; actin cytoskeleton organization. Bases 622 to 4503 code for a protein of 1293 amino acids. Gene Ontology annotation, cellular component: cytoplasm.